UAUAUUCAUCACCGCCACACGCCACACUGUCUCCGCCCCCAUGGGGAAAUACUCGAUCCGAUUGGUGGAGAACUUCCUCUUGUCUCUUUUUAAGAUAAUGAUUGGUUUUAACCCCUAACUGGUUUCUCAGCGCGCAAAUUAAACUUUUUUUUUUUUUUAAAGUCAGUCCUCUAAGCGAGAAAAUUACUUGUAUGUUCUGCUUGGCUUUAAAGAAUACCUAUACAGAACAGCUAGGACUUAACAGAAAUUCGACAGUAGUGGUUGAAGCGCAGGAGUUGAAGAAACUGUCCCGGCGGUCGUGUUUACGGUUUUUGUAAGCGGCUUAUCGCCAGCGCUUUCUGCUAAUAUAAGUUACUUUGUGGCUGAGUUCCGUAAAAUUGCGAAGACUUCAUCUAAGACGCGUGAUAUUCCAUAAAACCGUCAACCAACUAAAUUGUCAAGAUGCUCCAAAGCGAUAACUGGAUAAUCUUAAAACUUAAAUUUUCCUUACCGGGGUUUUUGCCCCACAACGUGAGUUAGCUUUUUGCACCUUUAUUUUUUAUUUUUCUUGGGACAACAAAGUCAUUAGACAUGAUCCUUACCGACGGGGAUUCUGGCAAUAAUUUGACGUCUGCUGCGGCGAAGGGAGAUAUAACAGCCGUAAAAAGAAUGUUGGAAGAGGAUGGAGUUCAUCCUGAUGCAGUUAAUGGAUUCGGCAGGACCGCUCUGCAGGUGAUGAUGAUGGGCAGUAGGAGUGUGGCUCUGCUUCUGCUUGAGCAUGGCGCCAACGCCAAUGUGCGGGACCAGCAGGGCAUCACCCCAGCGCACGACGCCGCUCGGACCGGCUUCACUGACACUUUGAGUGUUCUGGUGCAAUUCGGGGCCUCAGUCAACGUGCCCGACCACAGCGGUGCCCUGCCCAUCCACGUCGCCAUCCGGGAGGGUCACACGGCCGCCGUGGAUUUCUUAGCCCCGCUCUCGGACCUGGGCCACCGCGAUCACAACGGCCACACGGCGCUGGAUCUGGCCCGGGCUCGAUCUUCGGAUGUUGCGGAGAUACUGGAGCGUCAUUUGGACUCCAGGUUAACCUAGUCCUCCUGACAUAUUGGUCAGCCAUUUGUGCCACACACACUUUAAAAUGUGUUUAAAGGCAAAAUAAACGUCACAAUGUCAUUUUAAAAUGUCAAUAAAGUGGAAAGCUACUGAUUAGAUAUUGUUUCGAUUAAUAUCCGUUACAAAUGUAUUGGUUUUAACUCGUUUUAAUGUAUCUAUUUUCAUUGCCAUGUUUCUGAAAUGAAAUAUUUGCCUUUAAGAUGUGUGAUUAAUAGAAAAUGUGAUUUUUUACUUUAUUGUAAUGCCUAAUUAUUUAUUUGAAUUAUUUAUUAAUCGAUGUAUAUUUGUUAAACUACGUAUUUAUAAGUUUUGUAUGAUAAAUUUUAUAGUUGGAUCCUUGUAAAGUGUUUAUUUUAAGCUUUGUGAAAAAUGAAUUAUUUACCUAACAACUUUUAAAACUUCCAGUCUUUGGCCUUGUGUGUAGCUAUGUGGUUUGAAUUUAAAUAACCCUGCAAAUAUUCCAUCGGUUAUUUAAAGAUACCAUGAGAAUAAAUGAUCU
Molecule: messenger RNA, 1591 nt
Organism: Paramormyrops kingsleyae
Lineage: Eukaryota; Metazoa; Chordata; Actinopteri; Osteoglossiformes; Mormyridae
Product: cyclin-dependent kinase 4 inhibitor D-like
Cellular component (GO): nucleus
Molecular function (GO): protein binding
Source: RefSeq, a predicted model, not a curated record